GCGAGCGCUGCCUCCAAGCUUCGAGCUCCUGGCCGACAUGGUGAAGCGUCCUUCGAGCUUUACGCCAGACGAUCCGGACGAUGCGGACGCUCCGAUCCAGUCCAACGGGAAACGUCGCAAAACGGCCAAAGAGGAGAUGAACGUCUUUGGAGGUCCAGUGCUGUCGUCUGGAGACGACGCGAGUUCCUCAGGAUCCGAUCUGGCGCCCCCGACACCCAUGGACAGCGACGCAGACGGGGACAGUGAGGCUGCAUAUGUGGAGCCUGGCACGCCGCCGGUCGACGAAGAUCAAGAGGCGACCCAGCAUGCUCGUCGUGACGCGAUUCUAAACAGACCGACUCAGUUGGGCAAGAUUGCAGAAUGUGGCAUCAUUGAGCAGAUCGACCUCGAAAACUUCAUGUGUCAUAAGCUCUUGACCGUCAAACUCGGUCCUCAGUGCAACUUCAUCGUCGGCAACAAUGGCUCCGGCAAGUCAGCCAUCCUCACGGCUAUCACUCUCGCACUAGGCGGUAAGGCAGCUGCCACAAAUCGCGGUUCAAGCACCAAGAACUUCAUCCGUCAAGGCGCGACUUCGGCCAGAAUUAUCGUUCGUAUCAAGAACCGAGGUUCAGAGGCUUACGAACCUGAACGCUUUGGCAAUUCCAUCUUUGUCGAGCGCAGUCUACGCGCAGACGGUAGCGGCGGCUACAAGCUCAGAGGUACGCUGAGCACAAAGAUCCUGAGCACCAGCAAAGCGGAUAUCGAUAAGAUCUGCGACCAUGCACGCCUGCGAAUCGACAACCCGCUCAACGUCCUCACGCAAGAUGAGGCGAGGUCUUUCCUGUCCGCCUCGACGCCCAAGCAAAAGUACAGCUGGUUUCUCAAGGGUACCCAGAUAGAGACUCUCAAAAGGGAAUAUGCCGAGCUGGCUAUAACAAUCCUGAAUGCAAGAAGCUACCGAAAGGCCAAAGAAGCGACCCUCGAAGGCUUGAAGGACGCAAGCACUACUGCGCGGGCCAGAAUGAAGAGCAUCGAAGACCUCGCCGUCGAUCAGCAGAGGCUAGGAGAACUUAGAGGCCUGGCGGCAUGGCAGGAAGUGACGGAUCACCAAGAUGUCCUACACAAGCAGCAGGAAAAGAUCGAGAGCCACCAAAUUACCAUCAAGACCCUGCACGAGCGUAUCGAAGAAUGCUCCGACAGGGAGCGCCGGACGCAAGCCGAGGUCACCAAGCUCGGUAGUGAGCAGACCGAAAUCUACGGUCCGGAUCACCCAGCACAUCAAGAGUACGCGAAAUGCAAAGCAAAUUGCCUGUCUACGCGCAAAGAACUCAUUGAGCUUCGUGACGAGGGUCGUAAGGUCAAAAGCGAUCUUGCUCAGACCAAGGACCAGGUGGCGCAUUACGAAAAGAAAAUUGCAAUGGAAAUCCGCAAGCAAGAAGAGAAUGAAUCUGGUCAGCGAAGGCGACAAGCGCUCGAUAAGAUCGCGCAGCUCGAGCAGGACAAGCGACUUGCUGCACAAGAGAAACAAGCGAUCAUCAAUAGCCGGAUGGCAGCAGAAUCGCAAAGUGCCAUCACAAGCGCCGCGUUCAACGAAGCGAAGAACUUACUUCAAGCAGCCGAAGAGGAAGCUGAGCGCGCCCGGAUGCAAGUCAUGCGGUAUUCUCGGCAGGGCAACGAUCCCUUAGCUGCGUAUGACAGCAGCACCGCAAAAGUUAGGAAUGCGAUCAAUAGCACGAGCUGGCAUCAAAAGCCUGUCGGGCCACUCGGAGUUCACGUCUCGGUCAUCGAGCCUAAAUGGACGGAUCUGCUCGAGACGAUCUUCGAUAACAAUCUCGAAGCAUACGGUGUUACGAACAGAGACGACGAGACCAAGCUUACCAGGAUCCUGCGACAAUUCAAUUGCCGUGCUAACAUCUUGCGUACAACUCGGGAAUCGGCUGCAUUCAAAGAGCAAUUCCUGCGCGCUCGGCCGGCACCUCAGCCAGGACGCUUUAUCUGCGCCUACGACCUUCUAAGGUUCGAUGAUGAGUUCGCUGAACAACUGCUCGUCAACGCCGUCUCGCCAGAGCAAGCGAUCUUAGUCGACGACAAGCGCGUCGGUGACGAACUCAUGCGAUACCCGAAGCAAGGCAUGCAGACGUGCUUCAGCUCAGACGGCUACAAGAUUGGCGGCUUGCGCGGAGGUAGUCUGAUGACGCCUCUUGAUGCUGCUCCUCGCGGCAGGCUCAACAAGAGCGCUGCCGACCUGGUACGCCGAGCGAAAGGAGCACAUGAGCAGGCAGCGGCCGCUGUUGCUCAGCACAAAGCUGCAUAUGAUAGAUACGAUGCGGAGCUCACACAAAUGACAACGAACAAGAAUGCUUCGAGGAAGCGUAUGACCAGCCUGGAUACCCAGAUCAUCCGUUUCGAAGGCGAGAUUGCAAAAUGCCAAGAGACCGCUACUGCCGAAGUCACCGACAAUACAGCGGUCCUCAUGGAGGCCAAAGUGAGAGCUGAAGCCGAUUAUGCGCGAAUCUUGGAGCAAGCCACAUUGCUGGAAGAACGCAGAGAGCUCGCAUCUCAACGAGGGAAUGCCGCCCAGGCUGCGAAAGACGCGGCCGAGAGCACGAUCAGAGAACUGGAUGCUAAAGCGACCGAAGCGGCUGACCUCUUCGCAGCUACAGCUUUCCAAGUAGAGAAGGCGCGUGUCGACCGGGAGCACUACGAGCUCAAGCUUGCCAAGGCCAUGACCCAGAAAGACGCGCUGAACGAACAACGACAGCAAGUUGAGGACGCUAUACAGGUCAAGAUACGGCAAGCAGAGGAGGUAUGGCGCGAUCCCGACACGCUUCACUUUCCAGACCAAGCAAAGACAGCACAGCAAUAUCGAGUUGAGAUCACCGCCUUGACUGCCAAACUCAAAUCGGCAGAUAAGAAGCGAGGCAUGACGAUCGAAGAGUGUCAGGAGGAACUUCACAGAACAGAUGCUGCCUAUACUUCGGCCCUAAACAGUGUCGCCGGAGUCAAAACAUUGCUAAAGGCGCUUUCGCAAGCGUACGAACGUCGCAACAAGCGCUUAGAGAAGAUCAUCGAAGUCGUUACCGAACGCGCUAGAGUCAAAUUUUUCGACAAUCUUGUGGCGAGGGGCUUUUCAGGAAGUCUGAUCAUGGACCAUCGUGAGAAGCUGCUUCACAUGCGGAUCUCGACCGAAAACGUCGGCGACGGCGAGCGACGCGACAAGGACGUUCGCUCGCUCUCUGGUGGCGAAAAGUCAUUUUCGACCAUCUGCCUCUUGCUCAGUCUAUGGGAUGCAGCGGCGAGUAGCCUGCGUGCCUUGGACGAGUUUGACGUCUUCAUGGAUGUCUCCAACCGCAACGUCAGCAUGAAGAUGAUCACCGACAAUGCGCUCGCUUGCAACGAAACGCAAUUCAUCCUCAUCUCGCCUCAAGGUAUGGGGACUGUGCAGUCCUCAGAUGCCGUUCGCAUGGUCAGAUUGAACGAUCCUGUAAGAGACCAAGGAACGCUUAACUUUCAAGCAUGAUCAGUAGAAGAUUUUUUUGUAAGCUUGUAGAACCCCAGCAUAGGUUGUAAGAUAUACAUUGGGUUUGCUCUAACAGAUGUCGGCUGGACAUCUCUGCAUUGCAUGAGGUGUAAUCUCGAUCGUGUGUUCGUCCCUGUGCCCUUAUUGCUCUUCGCUGACCAACGCUAGAAUCAUCUGCGCGUAUGAGCCGUCUCAGUACUUUGCCACACGCGACUGAAGUAUCCUGGCAUACUCUGUAGAGAUACCAGAAGAAUGAUAAGAGGUAGAAGCCGAGCUUGAUGAAGCAUUCCUUCUUGUGCAUGCCUAGCGUCCUGAAAAUCUCGGUCGCGUCGUAGCUCGCCUGGCCUUUCA
Molecule: messenger RNA, 3850 nt
Organism: Mixia osmundae IAM 14324
Lineage: Eukaryota; Fungi; Basidiomycota; Mixiomycetes; Mixiales; Mixiaceae
Exons: 9
Coding region: 38-3499 (1153 amino acids)
Biological process (GO): double-strand break repair via homologous recombination
Cellular component (GO): site of double-strand break; Smc5-Smc6 complex; nucleus
Molecular function (GO): damaged DNA binding; single-stranded DNA binding
Source: RefSeq, a predicted model, not a curated record